UUCAUUUUCUAGAAUCAUUCACUCUAAUAUUGUAAGUACUAUCUUCAAAAAUCCUAAGCAUGGGCGGCAAGGGGAAAUCCUGCGAAUGCACUCUCGAGACUAAAGUUCUGUUCUUUUGCAUUUGGAUAAUAGUUACUGGAUUUUUCGCCGCAAUUUCCAUUGGCUCACUCAUCCCAAUUGUUAUGAAAAACAGACCAGAACAUUUGGGGUUUUUCGUUACCCUCGUGGUACUCGCCGUUAUUGAGAUGGUGGCCGGGAGUUGUAUGACCAUUGCUUUCUAUAAAAAAAUAGCCUGGUUAUUUAUGGUCGGGCUUGUAUUUAGUUCUUUUUAUCCAUACUGUGCCUUUAUUUUCCUGGUUCCGCUGGUUAUGCACAUCGUUUUUACCGUUUAUGCGUGCCAAUAUUUUUUCAAAAUGCUAUCAGAGCGCUAACUACAAAUUUUAUCUGGCAGAGAUCCCUUCCGUCACAAUGGAUCUCGAUGGGACCAUUUUAAUAUGUUUCGAAUUGAACAAGACAAAUUUACCAUAAUUGAUUGAUGUAUAGAGCGUAAAUAAAUGUUGGAUU
Messenger RNA from Drosophila arizonae, 564 nucleotides. RefSeq lists its product as uncharacterized. NCBI's taxonomy places the organism in Eukaryota, Metazoa, Arthropoda, Insecta, Diptera, Drosophilidae. The record is from RefSeq and is a predicted model, not a curated record.